UCUCUCCUGAGGGUGUCGUUUCUUGGCAUAUCGUCAAUCCGCCAUCCCAUGGAUCUGGCGCAUCUGGGUUACCCAUCACACACACAUUAUACCCGUUACGCUCACUUCCGCCUGUGCAGAGCCCUGGGCGCUUGAAGCAAAGAUUUGCCAUCAUGCCUGAAUUUGGAGACCAUGUUGAUCCUGCCAUCUUCGAGCAGAUCCUCGAGAUGGAUGAGGACGAGACCAGAGACUUCAGUCAACCGCUAGUUUUCAACUUCUUCGAGCAGACUCAGGAGACGUUUGCGAAGAUGGACCGGGCAUUGGCCAAGCAGGACCUCAAGGAGCUGUCUGCUCUAGGUCACUUUUUGAAGGGCUCCUCGGCGACACUCGGGUUCACCAAGAUCAGGGACAGCUGUCAGGUGAUUCAGCAGUAUGGGAACGAACUGAACAUGGAUGGAACGAGAGAACCAAGCCAGGAUGUGUGUCUCAAAAAGAUCACGGAGGCCAUCAAAACCGCAAAACAUGACACAGCGGAUCUGGAGAAGAUGAUGAACAAGUUCUUCAAGAAUUCUGAGCAGUAACGGCCCAUUUUGGGGCCGAUGCAACGUCUGCCCCUGCCUGAUGCGGCAAUGCCCUAGCAUCUUGGCCGACGGCAACAGCGACAACGGCAACGAACGAGGAGGGCCGCUCAUCGAGUUUGAGAACCGUGUCCGAAUGGGCAUUG
Messenger RNA from Canariomyces notabilis, 703 nucleotides. RefSeq names its product histidine-phosphotransfer domain-containing protein. The coding region runs from base 153 to 560 and encodes 135 amino acids. Gene Ontology annotation, biological process: phosphorelay signal transduction system; phosphorylation. Gene Ontology annotation, molecular function: histidine phosphotransfer kinase activity; protein histidine kinase binding. The transcript has 4 exons. Gene Ontology annotation, cellular component: cytoplasm; nucleus. The record is from RefSeq and is a predicted model, not a curated record. NCBI's taxonomy places the organism in Eukaryota, Fungi, Ascomycota, Sordariomycetes, Sordariales, Chaetomiaceae.